AUGGUCAGCCUUCACGUGACUUUGCUGGACAAGGGCCAGAGCUCGGCCGUGGGCGGAUGCGCAUCCCUGGACACGUGUGUUUGGACUCUUGGGGAGCAAGUUGGGAUGCAGAAGUUGACUUCUCCGGCCCAGUCCAAUUUCGGCUACAUCUUCCAAAGUGCCAGCGGCAUGUGGAAGAGCAACCAGUAUCCCAACCUCACCCUGGCGGAGGCUGGCGUAAGAAACACCGGCGAUAGGGUCCAGUUCACAGGAGACUUCGACUUCGCCCCUGCAACGAAGCCGUCGGCCCCUGCCACGCCCUCCACGGCUCCAUCAUCACCCCCGACGAUUCCGGCUCAACCCCCUCUGUUCCCGACCUUCCCAACUUACUCAAGCUCAAUGGUGGAGUUGAAGGUAACCAUUGAUGCUGUGAGCAAGAGCUUAACCAAGAUUUGCAGAGCCAGCCUGGACAAGUGUGUUUGGGACUUCGGCCAAGACGUGGGCACGGCAAUGCUCUCCAGUCCAGCUUCUCAUGGAUGUGUUUUCAGCUAUGCUGGGCAUCACUGGAGAAGCAACCAACAUCCCAACCUCACGUUGGCGGAAGCGGGAGUGCGCAAGAGCGGCGAAGCCAUCGCCUUUUCGGCAGAUGUUCGUCCGCUUGGUGCAGCAGAGUCGAGCCCGGCUGUCGAGCUCACCGUCAGCCUUCUCGACAAGAGCGGGGCCCGAUCGAUGACAGGACAGGCGCCGCUUGACAAGUGUGUCUGGACCUUUGGCGCAGAGCUGGGCAUGCGGAAGUUGACUACGGGACCUCUUUCCAACUAUGGCUAUGUGUUCAGAUGCGGCAGCAGUGAGUGGAGAAGUAAUCGAAAUCCGAACUUAACUCUGGCCGAUGCUGGGGUGGCCAACGGUGAUGCCGUGGACUUCCUCGGGGACUUUGAGCCACCGUCUUCAGCAGGUCCGAUUCCGUUGGUGGAGGUCGAGGUCACCCUUGUCAGCAAAGACAAGAAGGAGACCUCCACUCACAAGACGACGUUGGACAGAGGAGUCUGGCGAUUCGGUGAAGAGCAAGCGGGGGUCCGCAACCUGUCGACCAGCUCGCUGCCCCGCUUUGGAUAUGUCUUCCACGUUGGGGAACAUGCCUGGCGAAAAGGCCAUCAUCCCAAUCUGACUCUAGCAGAUGCUGGAGUGAAGGGCGGUGAUGCGGUUGAGUUUACGGGUGACUUCGAGUCACUCUAG
Molecule: messenger RNA, 1215 nt
Organism: Symbiodinium sp. CCMP2456
Lineage: Eukaryota; Dinophyceae; Suessiales; Symbiodiniaceae
Source: the annotation of a GenBank genome assembly